UUUCGCAUGGAGCUCGAAUGGGAGCUUGGCGAUCGCGGGGCUGCUCCUUCCAGCGUUUCUGGCAUCGAUCAGCGCACACGGAGGUAAGCAGCGUCUCGGCAUUUCGUCGAGAACAGGAGGAUGGAGUUCAGAUUCCAGCGCUCCUCGCGGCGCUCAGGCAAUGCGGUUGCUCCAGGGACCUCGGCGCUGCUAGAAAGAUCCACGCAUUGGCGGCCGAGAGCAAGAAUCUCUCCAACGCCUUCCUCGCCAACAAUCUGGCGAGCGUGUUCUUGAAAUGCGGGAGCUUGGCCGAUGCGAGGCUGGUGUUCGAUGCGAUGGAGUACCGCAAUGUGGUGUCCUGGAACACUCUGAUACUCGGCUACGCCACAAACAGGGAGGCCGAGAGAGCUUGGGAGCUCUUCGAAAGAAUGGGAUCGCAGGGAUUUUCUCCGACUUCCAGGACUUACGUCGCAGUGCUUCUAGCCAUCUCCGGCCUGGCAGAAGGAUCGAGUGGCACUCUCGUCGAUGAGAAGCUCGUCAAGCUGGGACUUCUGGAGAGAGUGCUGGUUCUACACUCCCAGGCUUGGAAGAAGAAGGAUCUCUUCAAUGGUUUUCUCGCCAACAGGUUGAUCGAUACGUAUGCCAAGUGUGGGAGCUUGCUCGACGCUCGGAUGGUUUUCGACAGGAUGGCCAGUCACGACGUGGUUUCAUGGACUUCGAUCAUAGUGGCUUACGUAGAAAACGGGGAGGCAAAGUCUGGAUUGGAGCUCUUUGAGAGCCUGAACAUCGACCCGGAUGCUCGAGUUUUUGCCGCUGCUCUCAAGGCCUGUAGCGUCCUCUCGGCUCUACAAAGUGGGAGGAAGAUUCACGACGAGAUUUCCAAGCGCGGCCUGUCGAGAGAUGGAUUUCUCUGCAACUCGCUGCUGGAUUUCUACGGCAAGUGUGGGAGCAUGGCUGCUGCUCUACAAGUUUUCGAGUCGAUGAGCAGCGGCAUGAGGAAUCUAGUGACUUGGAGCACUCUGAUAGCCGGGUAUGGCCGCAUAGGAGACGCCGAGCGAGUAGUCCAGCUCUUCCAGAGAAUGCGAGAAGAAGGGGUUCGUCCGGAUGGGAUCACUUUCCUGUCGCUCCUCCGAGCUUGCGGUCAUGGGGGCUUCGUCGAGAAGGCCAAGGAGUUUUUCGCAGCUAUGGUGUCGCAGUAUGGAAUUCGUGCCAGCCUUGAGCACUACCACUGCAUGGUGGAUAUCCUCGGCCAGGCAAACUUACUCGACGAGGCAGUGGCGAUGGCCGAGAGCAUGCCGUUCGAAGCAAGCCCAGUGACUUGGAACACCAUUCUAGGAGCUUGCUGGAAGUGGAGAAACGUGGAAGUGGCCAAGGUGGCGUUUGAGGCGUCGUUGCGACUGGACGCUACACAGGGACUGGCUUACGUUCUGAUGGCGAACGUUUACAGGAGCGUUGGAAUGUGGGAAGAACACUCACAGAUAAUCGGCAGGAGAAACACAAGCAAACCAGGUUCUUCGUCGUCCUCUUUUUAUUGUUCUUCAUUCUUAGAUCUUGCUGGAGCUGACGAGAAUUUUGUAUCACGAAGCUGCGGUCAUGACAUAGAACACAAGCAAACCAGAUCUUGCUGGAGUCGUGGAAAUUGACGAGAGUUGUGGAUCACGAAGCUGCGGUCACUAAAUAGAGCACACGCGAACCAGGUUCUUCGUCGUCCUCUUUUUUUUCCCUUGUGUUCUAAUAGAUCUUGCUAAACUCGUGGAAACUGACGAGAAUUUUGCUGGGUACCAAGUUUGUGAGUUUUUCUCCAGGAUCUUACCUCAUUGUCUCUAGAUUUGAGAAGAAACUUCCA
This is a messenger RNA of Selaginella moellendorffii, 1825 nucleotides long. Its product is annotated as pentatricopeptide repeat-containing protein At2g13600. Gene Ontology annotation, cellular component: nucleus; cytoplasm. Gene Ontology annotation, molecular function: RNA binding; protein binding. The record is from RefSeq and is a predicted model, not a curated record. Bases 18 to 1622 code for a protein of 534 amino acids. Gene Ontology annotation, biological process: RNA modification; proteasome regulatory particle assembly. The transcript is spliced from 2 exons. Lineage: Eukaryota; Viridiplantae; Streptophyta; Lycopodiopsida; Selaginellales; Selaginellaceae.